AUGACAGGUGGGCACCAACAUGCUGGGCUCAAAGUCCAGUUUUUCCUUCCCCCCCAUGUGCCAGGCCCAGCGCUCUGCCACAGAGCCCCCAGCCCCACAGCCCCCCAGGGUUUGGUCCUGAUUCAUUGUGACUCUAGGCGCCACCCGGGGGUGGGGGGUCUCUCAGACUUUGCUAACAGAGUUCCUUCUUCCCUCCUUAGGGCCCUUGUGUUUGUGUCCCAUGGCGCCGGGGAACACUGUGGCCGCUAUGACGAGCUGGCUCAGAUGCUGAUGGGGCUGGACAUCCUGGUGUUUGCGCAUGACCACGUCGGCCACGGGCAGAGCGAAGGGGAGAGGAUGGUGGUGUCUGACUUCCACGUUUUCGUCAGGGACGUGCUACAGCACGUGGACGUCAUGCGGAAGGACUACCCCAGCCUCCCUGUCUUCCUCCUGGGCCACUCCAUGGGAGGUGCCAUUGUGAUCCUCACAGCGGCGGAGAGGCCGGGCCACUUCUGUGGGAUGGUCCUCAUCUCACCCCUGGUUCUGGCCAAUCCCGAAUCUGCAACAACUUUCAAGGUCCUCGCUGCGAAAGUGCUCAACCUUGUCCUGCCAAACAUGUCCCUGGGGCCCAUCGAUUCCAGCGUCCUCUCCCGGAACAAGACAGAGGUUGAGCUUUACAACUCGGACCCUCUCAUCUGCCGGGCGGGGCUGAAAGUGUGCUUUGGGAUCCAACUACUCAACGCUGUCUCGCGGGUGGAGCGAGCCCUCCCCAAGCUGACCUUGCCCUUCCUGCUGCUCCAGGGCUCCGCAGACCGCCUGUGUGACAGCAAAGGGGCCUACCUGCUCAUGGAGUCAGCCAAGAGCCAGGACAAGACUCUCAAGAUUUACGAAGGUGCCUACCACGUCCUCCACAAAGAGCUUCCGGAAGUGACCAACUCCGUCUUCCACGAAAUAAACAUGUGGGUCUCCCAAAGGAUAACCAUGGCUGUCCCCAGAGGGGUCCCCAGAGGGUCCCCGCCCUGAGUGCACUGGCCAAGGGACCAGCUCAUGGCCUGGGGGAAGCGGGCAGAGGGAGAACAGAGCUGGCUGCUUCCGAGUGGCUUAAAAACCAACCCACCGCCAAACUGGAGGGACCCCUGGCGCAGUUAACUUUAAAAAAAAUAAAUUUAUGUCAUAUAUAAGGCUAUAAGGCACUGGAACUACCCUAAAGGGUAGACACUAUGCAAAAAUAUAUAUAUAUAUAAUAAUAAUAGUAAUAAUGAGAAAGAGAAGGGUGACAGGCAAUUCCCACAGAGGGACUCUAUUAAAUUUUUUUUUUCUUAAAUAAGCAGGGCCCCGCGUGGUGGCGCACGCCUAUAAUCCUA
Ictidomys tridecemlineatus (thirteen-lined ground squirrel) is the source of this 1343-nucleotide messenger RNA. The record is from RefSeq and is a predicted model, not a curated record. NCBI's taxonomy places the organism in Eukaryota, Metazoa, Chordata, Mammalia, Rodentia, Sciuridae.